GAGAAAACCCUUAUGAAAAUGUUUUCAUAGUUGAUAUUGAGAUAAACAAGUCUAUUAGCAAACUUAAGAAUGCUAUUAAGAAGAAAAAAAUACCUGAGUUUGAUAAUUUCGCUACAAACAAACUCAAGCUAUAG
Molecule: messenger RNA, 134 nt
Organism: Funneliformis mosseae
Lineage: Eukaryota; Fungi; Glomeromycota; Glomeromycetes; Glomerales; Glomeraceae
Source: the annotation of a GenBank genome assembly